Molecule: messenger RNA, 1744 nt
Organism: Sclerotinia trifoliorum
Lineage: Eukaryota; Fungi; Ascomycota; Leotiomycetes; Helotiales; Sclerotiniaceae
Source: the annotation of a GenBank genome assembly
AUCCUGAUCCUCUAUAAUACUUUGGCUCCAAAGGUAUUUGUAUGUAUUAGUAAGUAGUAUGAGUCAUCUGUAAUAUAUCUACAAUGUAAAUUGAGUAAUCUUCAUCAUUGACUUGAUAAAUGUAACUUCUUUUUGCCAAUGGAUUGUUGAAGUAUUAUUCUUAUUAUCUAUCUACUAUACAUAUUUGAUAUUACGAACAACUACAAUUUCUCGAACAAUUGAUGUAAAGAUGCCUCCAUUAAUUGUCCCCAAACCAGGCGAUAUGCCACCCCUCCGUCUCAGUAUCAACCAACGAUUGUCAGGUACAUGGGAGGAUGACCAAGGAAACUACCUGAUACGCGACUUCAGCGCAGAGGAAAAGGCGGAGUAUGAAUUGAUAAAUCAGUUAACGGAGGCCUCAUCAUCGCAUAGACUUGGUACGUUUCAUCAUACUGAAUUGUUUCCAACAGUUCAACGACAGCGUGUUUAGUUUAUUGAAAAGCGUGGUCUGACCGUACUGUUUUCAGGUGCUCAAAGUACGAUAGAGAAAGAGGAUCGAGUCCUCUUCGAAUUCAAGCGAGAUAUGAUUUUCCGAUAUAGGAUGAUGGGAAGAGAACUUCCAAGCACUGAUAUGGAUGACCCCGUCUUUGAAAAACUGUUAUUCAACCAAGAUGCAGAAACAUUGCGAAAGGAUAUCAUUUUCUAUAUUCAGUUAUGGAUGCGAAGAGUUGUUCCAAGAAGACUUACAGAUACACAACCAAAGAUAAGCAGCGCUACACAUCGUAGAACCCAACUCGAGAAAUGGAUCUUGGACAAGCGAGAUGCUCCCCUUUUCACAAGAAAGUUCAACCGGGAAAUCACCAAGGGAAUCCACCUUGUUGCAAAGGAUUUAUGAGGAGGGAGAAUUUGGGGGGCUGAAAAUAUAACCAAAGUCUAUUUUGGUCGAUAUGAAUUGAAACAGCUACUUGAUUGGCAAGCAUUAAAUACCAUUUCACGCGAGGUCAGCGAACAGCAUGAGCUAGCUUGGUGUUUGGGGUGCGUUUGUGGGGUGAGGCCAGGCUCCCUCGCUGAGAAUCCAACCAGGAAAGGACAGUACUUAAGGUGGCAAGAUAUUGUUAUCACCCGGGCUAGUAGAACUCAUGAAGGUAAAGGUUUCCCUUUAUUUAAAGCGUAGUCCUAAGCGUGGUCAGACCACGCUUACCGCAAGAUCAAAGCUGACUCAGUAUUAGAAAUGGAAUCAUCCGAUUCACAGACACCGAAUAUUGGGAAGUUUAACAUGGUGGUUACCUUCCCGUACCUCAAAACGAACGGUGAAAAGGACAUGGAAACUGGAAAGGAAGCAAAGGUACUCCGAAUGACUCUGAAUUAUGUGCAAAAUCCGGAGAAUAUCGCUUUGUCCCCAACUUUAAGAGCCCUUGGUAUCAUGUUGAGAAGAGGAGUCAGAAAUCUUUGUUUCAUAAUGAAAACUGGAAGUGGAUAAGGAAAAUGAAACAGCUCUUUCCGGAUGGUAGAUUUAAAUGCCAAUACGAAAAGUAUCCGAAGGGAGAUUUCGAGUAUGCAGAUCACUAUAAUUUGAAGCUUCACAUCAUAGCCAUUGCGCGAUCUCUGGAUGAUGAUGCUCACGCGCGAGCCAUUCGAAGAGAUGGAUGGUUGGAGUCGGAUUUCUUUGGAGAGGAGCCAUUAAAGAGGGAUAAAAAACGAAAGUCAAACAAUACAGAAACAGAAACAGAAACAGAAAGAGGAAUAGAUAUAUUCUUAAAUGAAA